AUGGACAACCAAGCGAACGUACCCCAGGAGCUGUUUGCCCAGGUGCCAUUCCUGGGUCAACUUAUCUAUGUUCUGACAACAGACCAGCAUCUGCACAACAGAGGAACUCGGCAACUGUUGAAGCUGGUGUUUGUGUGUAUGGUGGUAGGAUCGGUACUAGGAUACUAUAUCUUUGAAAGCAAGUCCACGGGAGCAGCAGUUGGAUGUUUUCUAGCUUUACUGUGUGGAGAUAAAACAAGUAAGGAAGUUUUCUCUCUUGUUGAUGGUCUACAAGAUCUACCAGUGGAGCAGCAAUUAUCUGUUGGGGAAGGAGUUGAGGACCUUGUGGGGUCAGACUCAGUGGUGACCUUGAGAAACUAUGUCACAGUACCCAACCAGUAUUCAAAAUUGGUCAAUUUUCUGAGGGGCAGAUUUCAACAGCGUCCCAGAGAAUUUUCCAGUUUGUGGAUUGCCUUUGCUGUAUUUGUUAUUUGUCUUUUGUUCUAG
Messenger RNA from Candidula unifasciata, 486 nucleotides. Lineage: Eukaryota; Metazoa; Mollusca; Gastropoda; Stylommatophora; Geomitridae. The record is from the annotation of a GenBank genome assembly.